GUGAUCAGUCACCGUCACUGUACUGCGUGGAAUCAAAUCUUUGUCAUUUGAACACAUUUUAAAGACUUUAGCCAUUCAAGAGCGAUGCAAGGACCAGAACUGGUUGACUCGAGGAGUCGUUUUCGAUUUAUUGAAUCCUGUCUCGGCUUGAUGGGCUCUUUGUGCAUCAGCUAUGCGAUCUGGACCCCUCGGUGGCUGGAUGACCGAGGUCUGUGGACCUCAGAGAAUCAGACCAGACUGGACGACAGAUGGACCACUGAAGACAUUGCUAAAGCUCUGGAGGCUGAGAGAGUGCUUGCAGUGGUGGCUUUCCUCAUGUCGGUGAGCUCUGGACUGCUGUGUCUCAUGUUCGCCCUCUGCUGGACGUCUCAAACGGUGCGUUCCUACUCGAACACUCGCUCGCUGCUGAUGGCAGGCCAGGCGAUCGACCCGACCACACUACUGCUGCUCACACUAUUACCUACAGGAUUUUUCUUUUUUCUCAGCUGGGCGCUUUUUACCCAUCAACAUAUUGGUGAGAUCAGGGAAGACGUCAGUCGACUCGGCCCGUCCUAUUGGCUGGGAGUGGUGGGUUGGGCUUCGCUAUUGGCCGUGCUGCCUGUGGUCUUCCUGGCGGAGAAGUUUGUGGUUCCUGACAUCCUGCCGGAGUUAAAAAAGGCUGCCGAAAUGUGGUGGAAGGCUCCGGAGGUUGCACACGCGCGAUCGUUUAGUGAGGGUUUCCAUCAUUCACAUCAUAAGUCUCAUCCUGAUGUUAGGAGGUAUUUGUCAGUGCCUUGAAUGAGAGGAAGGAGGUAGCAAGGGAAUACAGAAGAGAAGAGACUCUGGUCUCGCUGGUCAACUAGCCAAAUAUAUGAGCUGAGCAUAUGUCUCACAACAGGGGUCAAAGACCUGGAUGAGAAACCUGUAACUGCUUUCUGGGAUGUGGGACACAAAGCUACAGGUUAUAAGGUUGUGUGCUGGCUUUGACAGUGGUUUCACAGCUGUAUUUGGACGAGGACACCCAAAAAUGUGGUUAAAGGACUAACAGAGUUCACUAUCUGUGUGAAACAUAAAGCUGAAAGGAUCUUUAAGUUGCAGACAGACCAUUUCUCCAUGACUUUUCAUAGUCGUUGUCUGCAGUUGCCAUUCUGUGAAUUAUACAGUGAC
Molecule: messenger RNA, 1146 nt
Organism: Sinocyclocheilus anshuiensis
Lineage: Eukaryota; Metazoa; Chordata; Actinopteri; Cypriniformes; Cyprinidae
Exons: 4
Coding region: 85-777 (230 amino acids)
Source: RefSeq, a predicted model, not a curated record